GGUUACAAGUUAACCAGUUAGUAACUUCAAAAUAUAUUUUCAAAUACGAAAUUUAAUAAUCCUUGAAUUUGUACAGUAUGAUAAACACUUUAAUUUCCAAAGCAUAUCAAACACUUCCGCGUUUGGUCUCGUUGGGUCAAACUUGUUCAUCAAUCUUUAGUUCGACAACAAUAAGUAAUUCAUGGAGUCUUACUUCAAAUAGAACUAAAGUCAGAUAUCAUUUCCCACAUCCUAAUGAACGUCGUCGUAUUAAACGCCAUGGUUGGUUUACGAGAAUGUCAACUCCCAAUGGUCGAAAAAUUCUUAUGAGAAGAAUAUUAAAGGGCAAAUAUGUACUUAGCCACUAA
Molecule: messenger RNA, 347 nt
Organism: Eufriesea mexicana
Lineage: Eukaryota; Metazoa; Arthropoda; Insecta; Hymenoptera; Apidae
Gene: mRpL34
Product: mitochondrial ribosomal protein L34
Exons: 2
Coding region: 78-347 (89 amino acids)
Biological process (GO): translation
Cellular component (GO): mitochondrial large ribosomal subunit; ribosome
Molecular function (GO): structural constituent of ribosome
Source: RefSeq, a predicted model, not a curated record